Molecule: messenger RNA, 366 nt
Organism: Rodentolepis nana
Lineage: Eukaryota; Metazoa; Platyhelminthes; Cestoda; Cyclophyllidea; Hymenolepididae
Source: the annotation of a GenBank genome assembly
AUGACGUGGAUUUCAACAGGACGGUACAUAAUCUCUGGUUCAGAGAACUCUUUCUUCUACAUCUGGAGAAAGCAGAUGGACUUUCUCAAUGUCUCGCGCUUUUCUUCUAAUCGAAAGGAUAGGAAUAAUUGCUGGGAGGCUAUCAAGGCUCAUGACGCCGUAGUGACAGUGGCUGUCUUUCUUCCAACUUCGGAGCAUCUUCUUCUUGACCCACAUCGAAAGCAUAGUCGAAGGCACGGCCGUAGACCCGGUGUAGAAUUCAUUGUCUCCGCUGACUGCAAUGGAUGUUUGCGGGUCUUUAGGAAUCGGGCUCCCGCAAUCCAGACCAUCGCAUCGUCUGGCCAACCCUCUCGCUCUAACGCAUGA